UAGCAGAGCAGUCGAUCGCAAGGUGUUUGAAUCAAUACAGAGCUUAUGAUCAUCAAUAGUUUUAGAGAGACUUCAGACAAAGUGAUGGCCCUAAGAAGAGCUUUACAUUUUGUUUUUAAAGUCGGAGACAGGACCAAAACAGCCAUCUUUUACAGAGAUGUCUUAGGAAUGAAGAUUCUGCGUCAUGAAGAAUUUGAGGAGGGUUGUAAGGCAACAUGUAAUGGUCCAUAUGAUGGCAAAUGGAGUAAAACUAUGGUGGGCUUUGGACCAGAAGACGACCACUUUGUUGCAGAGUGGACCUAUAAUUAUGGAGUGGGUGAAUACCGACUUGGCAAUGAUUUUUUGGGCUUCACUCUCCAGUCUAGUCAGGCUGUGAGUAAUGCAAAGAGGUUAGGAUGGCCUCUUACACAAGUUGAAGAUUCUCUUUACAUGACCGAAGCCCCGGGAGGAUACCGUUUCUACCUAAUAGACAAGGAACAGCCAAACUGUGAUCCUGUCCAGAAAGUCUCUUUGGCGGUGUCUGAUUUGCAGCGUUCUAUUCAUUAUUGGUCUUCCCUGCUGGGAAUGAAAGUGAUUGAGAAAAAUGAGGACAAAAAGAUUGCCUUGAUGGGAUUCUCAGAUAAUCAGUGUAAGCUGGAGCUACAGGACAUUGGAAAAACUGUGGAUCAUGGAACUGCUUUUGGAAGGAUCGCUUUCGCUUGCCCUCGUGAUCAGUUACCAGACAUUGAGGGCCUAAUGAAAAAGGAAAACCACAAAAUCCUCACCCCUCUUGUGAGUUUAGACACACCUGGAAAAGCCACAGUGGACGUUGUCAUUCUUGCAGACCCUGAUGGUCAUGAGAUCUGCUUUGUGGGUGAUGAGGCAUUUAGACAGCUUUCCGCCAUUGACCCUAAGGGAAAUGAAUUACUGGAUAAGGCUAUGGCUGCAGAUAAGAGUGCCGAAUGGUUUGCCAAACACAACAAGCAAAAGGCUUCAGUAUAAAACAACUGACAUCGUUAAGACUGCUUGAAAAGAGCCGGAAUGUGCAGUCAAUCAAAUGUAGUCAUUUUUUGUCAUUAUACAUUUCAGUGGUUUACUAAGGAUAAUCAGAAUUCAUUUUCUUCUAUGAAAAUAACUGUAUACACAUGAAUUUUAUUAAGCAUCUACUUACAAUAUGAAAAACUGCUUUUGGGCCUGCUAAAAAUAUGUAUAUCAAGGAUUUGUAUCAUUUCUGCUAUCAUUUUUCUCUCUAAAUGAAGUUCAGUGGGAAUUAUUAACAGGAAACCAUAAGCAUAAUCAGAAAGUGCAGUGUAGUAUAUAGUCACACAAGCAUUGGCAAUUGAAAUAAAUGUAUCACACCUUUGAUGGGGUGCCUGGUGCAAUACAA
Messenger RNA from Myxocyprinus asiaticus (Chinese sucker), 1366 nucleotides. RefSeq names its product glyoxalase domain-containing protein 4-like. The coding region runs from base 46 to 981 and encodes 311 amino acids. The record is from RefSeq and is a predicted model, not a curated record. The transcript is spliced from 9 exons. Lineage: Eukaryota; Metazoa; Chordata; Actinopteri; Cypriniformes; Catostomidae.